Molecule: messenger RNA, 927 nt
Organism: Sphenostylis stenocarpa
Lineage: Eukaryota; Viridiplantae; Streptophyta; Magnoliopsida; Fabales; Fabaceae
Source: the annotation of a GenBank genome assembly
AUGUCAAUGGCAAAGAAACCUGUGAAAUACACUCUGGUUGACGCGUUCACUGACUCUGUCUUCAAAGGAAACCCUGCAGCAGUGUGUCUCUUGGAAGAGGAGAGGGACAAGAAGUGGUUUCAAGCAGUGGCAGCUGAGUUCAAUUUAUCUGUCACAGCUUACAUAACUCCCUUCACUGAGUCCAAUCACAACCUUAACUCGCUCCAUGGGACCUCUAACAAUCCCCGUUUUCAUCUCAGAUGGUUUACUCCUGUUACUGAGAUAGAGCUCUGUGGCCAUGCUACUUUAGCUUCUGCUCACACACUAUUUUCAUCUGGUUUGGUGGAUACUGAUGUUAUUGAAUUUGUGACACUUUGUGGAGUAUUGACUGCCAAAAAGAUCCCAGCGAUCAAUAUGACUAGUGACUCAAACUUGCAAAAGGGUGAAGCUCAUGAUGGGUUUUACAUUGAAGUGAAUUUCCCUGUUGAUCCUGUUGUAGAAUUCAACUUCGAGGAGACUUCUCAAGUUGCUGCCGCAUUGAACGGUGCUUCCAUAAUUGAUAUGAAGAAGACACAACAUGGAGAUGACAUAUUCGUUGUGGUCCCAUCUGGAAGAGCUGUCGAAGAACUACAGCCACAACUUGAUGAAAUAGUUAAAUGUCCUGGAAGGGGGGUAAUUGUUUCGGCGGUUGCUCCUCCAGGCUCAGGAUUUGACUUCUGUAGUCGAUUCUUCUGCCCAAAAUAUGGAGUCAAUGAGGAUCCUGUUUGUGGGGGUGCACAUUGUGCAUUAGCACCCUACUGGAGCAAGAAGCUAGGGAAGUGUGAUUUCAAUGCUUACCAGGCAUCAAGCAGAGGGGGAGUUCUUAAUGGUCAUUAUGAUGAGCAAAAUCGAAGAGUGUUUUUGCGUGGAAAGGCUGUUACAGUAAUGGAAGGCAGUGUUCUGGUCUAG